GGCGCGACACAAAGGCCACUGUCGCCCAGGCCCGGGGUGACCUCCGGGGCCGUGCGCUCGGCGGCUGGCGCUCCCGCGGCGCCCGGAGCCGGAGCCGCGCGUCAUGAGCGGCCCCCUGCGGCCCAGCCCCAGCGGCUGGCGGCGGGCGGCCACCGUGCUGCUGGCCGCCGGCUGGCCGCGAGCCGGCGCGACCGUCGCGACCGCCGCGUCCCCGCCGCCGUCGCAGCCGCCGCCCGCCGAGGGCUUCCGCCUGCUGCUGCUGCAGCGAUCGCAGAGCCAGGGCUUCCUGCCCGGCGCGCACGUCUUCCCCGGGGGCGUGCUGGACGCCGCCGACCGCUCGGCCGACUGGCUGCGCCUCUUCGCGCCGCACCACGGGCCACCGCGCUUCGGCCUGGGCCCCGCGCCGCCGCCGCGCGCCGCCUUCCCGGGGCUGCCGCCGCUCGAGCCCGCGGCCGGCCAGCCGGGCGGCGCCGGGGACGCGGGCGCGCUGCCCGAUGACGUGGCCUUCCGCAUCUGCGCCAUCCGCGAGACCUUCGAGGAGGCGGGCGUGCUGCUGCUGCGGCCCCGCGGGGCCCCGGCCGCCGAGCCGCGCCGGCCCGCCCGCUGCCGCGCGCCGCCGCCCGGCCUGGAAGAGUGGCGCGCCCGGGUGCGCCGCGACCCGCGCCACUUCCUGCGCCUGUGCGCGCACCUGGACUGCACGCCCGACAUCUGGGCGCUGCACGACUGGAGCGGCUGGCUCACGCCCUUCGUGCGCGUCGGCGGCCGCCGCUUCAACACCGCCUUCUACCUGUGCUGCCUGCUCGAGCCGCCGCCCGUGCACCCCGACUCCGCCGAGGUGGUGAGCUGCCAGUGGUUCUCUCCAUCAGAGGCGAUUGAAAGUUUCACGUCAAAAGAAAUUUGGUUCGCACCCCCUCAGUUCUAUGAAAUGAGAAGACUUGAAAAUUUUGCCUCUCUCUCUGACUUGCACAAAUUUUGUUUGGAUCAUGCACUGGAAGGGGUAGAGAGAUGGAUGCCCAUCACAUUAACAACUGCUGAUGGAGUGCUCCAGCUCUUACCAGGGGAUGAACUGUACAUCGAAGACUCAAAAUUUAUAGACAGCAAAAUGUCCACUGAGAAAAAGAUUGAAGAACUCAUGAAGGAAGGCAAAAAAUUUCAUCGCGUGGUGAUACACGACCGCCACCUUUAUCAUAUUCAUGUGACUAUUCCGUCCAAAUCUAAGUAUUUGUACCCUAAGAACUCUGGCGUCAGUAAGAGCCAUCUGUAAGACGUGCUUUGGAAGGUGGCCGCCUUCUGGUUGGCCUCACGUUGGCUGAGCCUCCUCCCAACUGCAGGUGUGCUGUGCCUGCAGGGGUUAAAAUACAGUCUUCCGUGUUUCAAGUGUUCUGUGGAGUUCUCAGGCUUAUUUUAUUUGUCAAACUUUAUGGAGUAUUUCAUAAGCAUAAAGUAUUAUCUUGUUACCAGACUGAGAUCAAUGGUUCACAAAUGAUCCUACUUUGUAUUGCUACUCUUUCAGAAGUUUAAAUAGGAUGUUCCACUGCCUUUGUCUUUAAUUAUCCGGUGCACUGGUACUUUUCUUGGUGUGUUUGGAGAUUCCCUAGACUUCUUGUUGGAGUUCAUUUAAGUGUGUUUGAUUAGACUGCAACAACUUUCAGGGGACAGUGUCAUUAUUUUCUUGUCUUUCGCUUGAUGACUAAUGAGACAUUUUAAAUCAAGUGGCAUUCAUUACUAAGUUUAGCAAAUUGCAGUUGUUUGGGGCAGUAUUUUAAAGAAAUACAGAACUAUAACAAAAGCUAUACUAAUAUUAUUUGUUGAUAUUUUGGGUCACAUCAGGCAAUACUCAGGGGCUUGGGGGUUCAUUCUUGUCUAUGCUUGGCUGGGGAUUGGGCCCAGGUCUUCCACGUGCAAAGCAUUCAUACCAGCAGUUGGCCGAGUCCUGGCCCAGGUGUCAUAAUUGUUCUUACAGAGAGUAGAGAGCUCUGUCAUUUCAAGGUGUUUCAGUGGUGUUCACUUCCAGUGUUUUUAAUAUGGGUAUGUUCUUUUGCCUCCUUUUAAUAGGAAUAAUGUUAAUAAAGAUGGGUACUGGUUAAGA
Messenger RNA from Sorex fumeus (smoky shrew), 2089 nucleotides. It is a transcript of the gene NUDT19, whose product is annotated as nudix hydrolase 19. The record is from RefSeq and is a predicted model, not a curated record. The transcript has 3 exons. The coding region runs from base 104 to 1264 and encodes 386 amino acids. Gene Ontology annotation, cellular component: mitochondrion. Gene Ontology annotation, molecular function: hydrolase activity, acting on acid anhydrides, in phosphorus-containing anhydrides. Lineage: Eukaryota; Metazoa; Chordata; Mammalia; Eulipotyphla; Soricidae.